AUGGUAUCCAGGAAGAAGGAUUAUUUAAAUGAGAAUGUGGUUAAAGUUGAUUGCAUUGUUAAUUCUCGUGAUCAUCCUAUAGAAAUAGAAGAUGAUGAAGUAUCUGAAGGGAAAAAAUUUAUAUAUGAUGAAGUUAAGAAGGAGAAUGAUGAGAGUCCAAUUGAGAUUUAUUCCAGUAAUUCUAGGAAUAAGACAAUUGAUAUUUCAUCUAGUGAUUCUUGGAAGAAGAAAAAGCCAAGGAAUAAUGUUAUUCAGUCUGAUUAUAGUUCGAUGAAAAAGAGAAAACAUGGUUUGUUUGGUCGAUUAAAUUCAAAAUCAUCUGAUUCAGAAGAUUAUGUAAGUGAUUCUGAUUAUGAAGUUCGGAGCAUUACAAGGAGCAGGAAGUUGGUUAACAGAAGUGAUAGAAAAGUUAGUAAAAAAAUUGUCUCCGAACAUGAGUUUUCUAGUGAUUCUGAUUUUGAGGAUGGUUCCAGUAGUAGUGUGAAGAGGGUGGAUAAUAUAGCUGAUAAGAAAGUUAAAAAGAAAAUGGAGUUGCAUAGUGAUAAAAUAAAGUCAUUGUAUUCUCGUGUUUCUCUUCAUUCUAUAUAUGGUGUUGUGAAGUCUAUGAAUCAUAAGCAAAAAGAAUGUGUGAGGAAUUUGGGAUUUGGAUCAUUGAUAGACAUGAAGACUCAAAGUAUUCUAGCAAAAUUAUGUUAUUUUGUUGUUGAUUCGUUUGAUCCUUUAGAGAUGGUUAUUAAAACUGAGGUUUCUAAUAUUUUGGUUACAAGGGAAGAUGUUAAUAGGGUGUUAGGGCUGCCUAUGGGGAUUGAUCAAUUAAAUAGUGUUGAUUUAAGAGGUAAUGAGGAAUGGUAUGAAAUAUGGAAAGAUCAAUUCAAGAAGUCGUUGUCUUUAAUUACUCCAAAUGAUGUUGUGUACAAGAUAAUAGAACGAUGUGAAGCAGAUAUGGUGUUUGUUGCAAACUUUAUUAUUCUUUUGAAAGUGAGAGAAAUGAAUGAAAUUUCUAAUGGAGGUUUUGGAAGGCCAUCUGCUACAGUGGAAAGUGUUGAUGAAGUUUAUAGAGGAUCAAUUUUAGAGUUUCAUUCAGAAAUGAAGUGGUGUUUAGUAGAUAUGUCUAAGAAAGUGGAUAAAGCCUUUAAAACGCAUGGAAAUUUGAAAAUAGUAGAGUUUUAUGGAAUGAAGCUGAAAGAGUUAUGUUCUGCAUAUAAAGCUUUUCGUCAUAGUAAUUAUAAAUGUGAAUAUCCUUUUCAGUCAUCUGGAAAAAGUAGUAGUUGUGAUGAUAAGUCUAAUGAAUUUCUAGAUGUUGGGCAGUCUAUUAACAAUAGCGUUGGUGGUAAUAAAUAUGGAUCGGCAAAUUCGUUUGAAAAAUCUGGAAAUAUGGAAACUAAGUUGCAUGUGGAUUGCGAGGGUGGUCAUAAGGAAAAGUGUGUAGUAGAGGGUAUUCCUUCUUUCAAUUUAGGAAUUGAUGAUGAUAUGCAUACUCCUCCAAAAGUGAGUCCAGGUGUUGUUGUUAAUAAAUAUGGAUCGGCAAAUUUGAUUGGGAAAUAUGGAUUUAUUGAAAAUAAGUUGCCUCUGGAUUGCGAGGAUGGUCAUAAGGAAAAGUGUGUAGUUGAGAGUAUUCCUUCUUUUAAUUUAGGAAUCGAGGAUGAUAUAUAUACUCCUCCAAAAGUUAAUCCAGGUAUUGAUAGUUAUGUGGACAAUAAUUCUGUUUCUGUUGGAAUAAGUUCUGAUUCAGUCAAAGGGAAGGAACCAAAGUCUUGCGAUGAAAGUGAAAAAGUUAAAAUUCUUGAGAAAGAUAUGAUUUCAUCGAGACCAAAGAGAAGUCAAACGUUACCUCCAGUGCUUAGGUCUCCAUUUGUUGUACGAGCUGUUGAGAUUGAUAGUAAUUUGACGAAGGAGGAGAAUAUCAAGUUUAAUUGGCUAUUCAGUUUAUGUGGGAAUCCAACGUAA
This is a messenger RNA of Lactuca saligna, 1947 nucleotides long. NCBI's taxonomy places the organism in Eukaryota, Viridiplantae, Streptophyta, Magnoliopsida, Asterales, Asteraceae. The record is from the annotation of a GenBank genome assembly.